AUGGUGGAUGAACAAGACGGCCGAGCUACAGACGAAUCGUUGUCGAGUCAGACCCGUGGCGAGCAAAGGCUGCGGUUGGUCCUGGACGUCUGCUUGGAGGAGAUGGGAGUGACAAAGCAGGGAUCCUGCACUAGAUUUACCAUCAAUAUGCAACAUGGCUCUGUUGGGUUCUACCUCCUCGUCCUCCUCCUCUUCCAUCCUCUAAGCUUGACUGACCUGGAGGAGGUGGAUGAAGUACCAGUGGAGGUCGUCACCAACAGCAGCCCCUGCAGCACCACCUGUGGGCUGGGGGUUAAAACUCAAACCUUGUGCUUCUUGCAAGACGGCAAGACGGCGAUGGAAGAAACCAAAGGGGGAACAACGGUGACGGAGAAGUGUCGCGUCCGUAAGGUGAAGUGUCUGGAGUCGUGGCAGUGUGGACUCAGGACGAUGACUGUGACUUCUGGACAGAAAGUGGAGAUCGACUGUCUGGGAGAAGUCAUGGAGACGAUGGGGAGGUUCUCCUGGAGGGUGUCUUGGCGUUACGCCCGAGGAGUUAUCAGCUCUGAUGACUCUCUCUUUGCUCGCUGGGAAGCCCCUCAGCUGGACCGAGUGAUUCUGAACCCCGUCAGAGAGGAGGAUGCAGGUACAUAUCGCUGCGACGUGCAGGACGCUGCCUUCCGCAGGGUGAAAAGGAUUUACUGGGGGAUCCGAGUUUUGCCAGUUGGGAUUCUCAAUCUGGACUACGAAAGCUCUGAGGCCCAGUGGGAGUCGACUGGAAACCAUCAGAGCCGCACUUCUGGGCGGAGCCGAUCCAAGGAGAACGCUCUGGCGCUAGCAGCUCAUCAGCCGCUCGCCCUUCAAAUACGAGCGGCUCACAGGACUCCAGCGCCAGAUGAUUGUGACACAUCCCCCGUGCGUUUCUCUGAGGCGCCAGCGUUAUCCGGCACGCCUGCCUUCUCCUCUCUCGAGCUCCCACCACAGAAACCCACAGCCACGAGCACCCUCAUGAGACGGUCACGGUUCAUGCACCUCCACGGGUAA
Molecule: messenger RNA, 1023 nt
Organism: Stegastes partitus (bicolor damselfish)
Lineage: Eukaryota; Metazoa; Chordata; Actinopteri; Pomacentridae
Gene: tmem81
Product: transmembrane protein 81
Exons: 7
Coding region: 1-1023 (340 amino acids)
Source: RefSeq, a predicted model, not a curated record